UAGCGCCUACUUUCCUAAUGGCUAGCUGCGAAACACCAUAGCUCAACCAGUUUAACGCAGUUUGCGUGACAAUUUACUGCUGGAUCCGACUGGAAGACUGAAAAUUCAUAAACACACUGAACUUGGCGUGUUUUUAUCGCCUUACCAAGCCAUGUAGGUAGGACACGACGCGUUGAGGAGACACGUUAAUAAACAUUGGGUCAGUGUUGCGUGCUGGGGACUGCCACUUUCAACCAAAACAAUGUUGACAAACGACCUGUGGACACAUAUCAACAACCAGUCAUUUCAAGGAUGGAUGAAGGUGGAGUGAAGAAGAAAACAUAUAGAAGAGAUGACCAUUUAAGCAAAUUGGUCUACACUGAAAGUCCAGAGGAGGGAGGUCUGUUGAAAGUGGCUCCUCACAGUGCCAUGUCCAUCACCUCUGCCACCUCUGUUUUUCCAUCCAGUCCGUUGAUGCAGCCAGGACAGGUACCUAACGGUGUCAGCAACAGUCCCCUUCCAGAGGACGUCACCUCUGCCUCUGUCACUGCCACGGUAGGCCCCUUGUUGGAAGACUCGGAGCCCAGGGGCCUGACCAAAGAUCAGAGGCCUCAACAGCAGCCGCAGCAUCAGUUGCUUCAAACACAGACAUCCUCUUCAUUUGUGCGUCAAACCUUAGGGGACAGUUUGCCCCAGUUGGAGGCCAGUAUAGCAGACAUUACCCAGUCCUCUAUGGAUUCACUUAUUGGGGGGUCAGAUCCCAACUUCUUCCCCAUGAAAACAGAGGAUUUCUCCAUGGAUAAAGGAGACCAGGACCCCAUUGACCUCGACAAUGCCUUUGAUCACAUUGGGAAAGAUGUGGACAUGAACCAGAAGUUGUUCAGUGACAACACUCUGGACCUGCUCCAAGACUUCGGGCUCGCCGGGUCCCCCUCAGAGUUUUACGUAGGGGAUGAUGCCUUCCUGUCCACUCUGGCAGAUGAUUCUCUGCUUGGGGAUGUUGGCUCUGAGAGGGACUUAAAGCCAGCCGUUCUUGAGAGCACUAAUGGUAGUGGAGCAGUCUCUGUUGCUCUCAACGGCAGCAUUAUGACAAGUCCAGAUCAGUCCAGCUUGAGCAUAUCCACAGCUUCCCCCCAAACCUCUACAACCACUUUGUCUGCUUUGGUGAAGAAAGAAAAAGAUGCUGGCUUCAUUCAGCUCUGCACCCCAGGUGUGAUCAAGCAGGAGAAGACGUCUGCAGGCCAGAGUUACUGCCAAAUGAGUGGCACGUCCUCCACAGGCAUGCCUAACUCUAACCCCAUUUCCAUCUGUGGGGUCAGCACUUCAGGGGGACAGAGCUUCCACUUUGGAGUCAACCCCAGUAGCAGCGAAGCUCAGCAGCAUAAGGAUCAGAAGCCAGUGUCCAACCUGUACCUCCCAGUGUCACCCAUUGGUGGGUCCUGGAACAGAGGCCAAGCUAUUGGGGACAACGUGGCAGGGCAGAGGGCUGGUGAGGUUUUCUCAAGCUCUCCCUCCUUCCCCACCACCCUUGCCAGUGCUACCUCCAGACAGGAAGGGGGCACCGCUACAUCCUCAGCACAGGGAAAGAGCGGGACACACAAAAUCUGCCUGGUGUGCUCUGACGAGGCCUCGGGAUGCCACUACGGCGUUCUCACCUGUGGCAGCUGCAAGGUCUUCUUUAAGAGAGCAGUGGAAGGGCAGCAUAAUUACCUGUGUGCUGGGAGGAACGACUGCAUAAUAGACAAGAUCAGGAGGAAGAACUGCCCAGCAUGCCGCUUCCGCAAGUGUCUGAUGGCAGGCAUGAACUUGGAAGCACGCAAGACCAAGAAGUUGAACCGCUCAUUAAAGGGCACCCAUCUGAACAACCCGCCCGAGGUGACGACCCCCCCACCAGUCGAGCCUCGCUCCCUGGUACCGAAGUGCAUGCCUCAGCUCGUCCCCACGAUGCUGUCCCUGCUGAAGGCCAUUGAGCCGGACACCAUCUACGCCGGCUACGACAGCACCCUGUCCGACACCUCCACUCGCCUCAUGACUUCCCUGAACAGGCUGGGCGGCCGACAGGUCAUCUCCGCCGUCAAGUGGGCCAAGGCUCUGCCAGGUUUCAGGAACCUGCACCUGGACGACCAGAUGACCCUGCUGCAGUACUCCUGGCUCUUCCUCAUGUCUUUCAGUCUGGGCUGGAGGUCUUACCAACAGUGCAACGGCAACAUGCUCUGCUUCGCACCCGACCUCGUCAUCAACGAGGAGCGGAUGAAGCUGCCCUACAUGGCCGACCAGUGUGAGCAGAUGCUGAAGAUUUCCAGCGAGUUCGUCCGGCUGCAGGUUUCCCACGACGAGUAUUUGUGCAUGAAAGUCCUGCUGCUGCUCAGCACAGUGCCAAAGGACGGCCUGAAGAGCCAGGCGGUGUUCGAUGAGAUACGGAUGUCGUACAUCAAGGAGCUGGGGAAAGCCAUCGUGAAGCGCGAGGAGAACUCCAGCCAGAACUGGCAGCGUUUCUAUCAGCUCACCAAGCUGCUCGACUCCAUGCAUGAGAUGGUCGGUGGACUGCUCAGCUUCUGCUUCUACACCUUUGUGAAUAAAUCCCUGAGUGUUGAGUUCCCGGAGAUGCUGGUGGAGAUCAUCAGCAACCAGUUACCAAAAUUCAAGGCCGGGAGCGUCAAACCUCUCCUCUUCCACCAGAGAUGACUGUGACCCGUAACAGACACAAUGCCUUAAAAAUCCCACCACAUCACCUCACCAGCCCACCCCCCCCCCGCUCUACGCCCUACCCACCCACCACCUGACCCUGGAGAGCGACGAUGAAAGGACUGAGGAUCUGAGGCGAGGAGUGAAGGAUGUUUCUGGGAGCGAGUAUGCAACUUUGUGCAGUGGCUUGCAGGUCUGGAGCGAGAGAGUGGAAAGAGAGAAAGAGACUGGAGAUGUUUGUGUAGAAAACCAGACAGCGAGCACAGAGGUUUGGUUUUGUUGAGCAGUGUAAGAUGUAGAGUAUAACAACAAGUAGGAAAUAUUUGUAAGAUAAAAGAUAAUCACAAAGAGAAAUAGGCUAACAUCAAUGUCGUCUCAGGUUUCUUACCUUCAAAUACAGAACGAUAUCUAAAAUAGAUAAAACAAAUAUCUAUGUACAGGUUCUGAUAGUAUUUUCUACAUUUUCAAAUUGUAACAGUUUAUACAGUUUUCCAGGUCCUUGUUACCUUGGAAGGUAACAAAGCUUAAUUAAUAACAUGCUCUUGAAUAGGCUUUUAGACUGUAUGUUCCUCUUUUAGUUUUUAUAGCAGGUUGUAACAAAAUGUUUAUCAGUCAUAUGGGAAAAAAAAACAAGAAAUCUCCGAUCAUUUAAAAAGCAUAUUUCUGCUUUGCUUUGAUAGAUACUUUGGACAUACAAACCAAUUCUCUUGGCUUGUUAACCGACCAUUCAAAGGAUGAUUUCUCCCACAAGCUGACCUCUUCCAGGUUUACACACGUCUGUUAUAAAAAGGGAAAAAAAAGGUGCCUUUUUUGCUUCAAGUAUCAUCUUAGCCAUUUUCUUCCUACUUGUCCAAGGCGUGCUUCUCUUUAACCCACCAUGGUCUUCCUUCAUCGUAGAUUGUACUUUUUAUAUUACAUGCAGUUUUCCUGUUUUGUUUUUUGGGGUUUUUCUUUUCUUCCAGUGACUGUGUUCAUCUUUAGAAGUGGCAGCUCGGUCCAUCCUCCGUGUGUAGAAAUGAUCCUUAUCGCUGAGAAAGAACAUUCAAAGCCUGCUUCCUUUUGACGCGAUCUCCACACAUUUAAACUCCACACUUAAGUGCGAUUCGAGCACUUUGAACCCUGUUAAAAAGGCUGACUGAAGAAAGACUGUUAUCCUGUACCAGUCUUUACCAUAUGCCUAGAUGGAAUUUACAACUUUUUCUAUUAGGAAAUAGCUUUGAUGUUUUACCCCCACUCCCACUCCUGCCCUAAUAAUGUAAUAAUGGAAUGUGAUAGAUUCAUGCGUCUACCAAUCAGAAAUGAGAGGGCAUAUUUUAUUGUGUUUGCAAGAUCAUGUCAUUUUUAAUUCAUCAGGAAAACGCCAUUUUUCUGUGGAUCUGCCACGGCUCAGACUGGUCGGAAAAUACCCGUCCUUCAUCUUCCUAAGUUCGUUUAACAGUCUGUUUUGGAAAACUGACAAAGAUGCAGUCAUGAUUCUGCCACGGAUGAUCCUUCUCGGACAGUGUACCCACGCUCUCGAUGAAAACGUGUUAUUGAAAGCUUAUGCAUUGCUUUCGUUGCGUUGCUGUUAUGUGUUAAAGGAAUAGUUUAAACAUUUUGGGAAAUAUGCUUACCUGCUUUCAUGCCAAGAGUUGAGAAGAUCAGUACCGGUGUCAGAUCUGUACAGGAAAUGUGACGCUGGAGUCAGCCGUCGGUUAGCUUAGCUUAGCUUAGCAUAAAGACUGGAAACAGAGACACAGCUAGUCUGACUCUGUCCACUCUCUACCAGCAGCUCUAAACCUCAAAAAUUAUCACAUGAAAAACAUAUUUUUAAAAAAACGACACCGUCUUCUGGAUGUAGCUUCAUAUUCAUUGUACAGACAUGAGCGUGGUGUGUGAGGAAGCCUGUUUCCCAACAUGUUGCACUGUUCCUUCAAAAUGAAGAGUUUGUGUGAUGGACAGCUUGUUUAAACUGCACUUUGGAUCAGAUGUCGGCAGAUUCAUUUCCCUCUGAACCCCCCCACAGCUGCUGAUAACCUCGGACACCUCCGGUUUAACCCUCCUGCUCCAUUAAUGCCCCGUAGGCACCUUGUCUCAAUGUCUGUGUGUCCUUUAGUACUUUUUGCACCUUUGUCUUUGUUUGUUCGUCUGCUAGUUAGUUAAACCCCAAAUGUCUGAAAGCACUUAGCAUCAGUCACCUCAUAGAGUCACGCCACAGUGAAAGUGUAGUGUCACUGAGUGGGGAGACAGGCAAAAUGGAUCCUUUAUUCUCUGGGAACUAUUUCAGUGCCAAACUCCUGUUUUGUCUGUUUUCAGUGAUGCUGAAAGUUGGUCAGUGUUCGUAUCAGAAGAGGAAACUAAUCCCAGCAUUGAAGCUCAUUCAUUUGAUGAACAGAGAAUCGAUUGAGGUUGUUAUUAAUGAGUGACAACUGAGCUUUAUUUGUAACACAAGGCGCUCACACAUGUGUUGUGUAAUCACGCAGAGUAACGUAGGUCUGGCAGUGCAACCCCAUCUUUGUGUGCAGUGUAAGUAAGUGGGAAUUUGUGUUGUAACAUUGUUCAUCGGUGGAAAGCUGUCUGCUCGGUUUUGUCAUCAGCGCAUUUCAUAACACCGACAUGAUGCUUGUGUUUGAAAGCACAAAAUAAUCCAGGUUUUGACAUGAAUGUGAACCUUUAAGAGGAAUUCCUUUAGUUUAAAACAAAUGUUACUGCUCUGUGAGUUAGAAAUGAUUGGAUAAAUAUGUAAAAGCAAGCGACUACAGAACGCUCGCUGGUGCAUUUCAAGUUGGAAAAAAAUGUUCUCUCUCGCUGAACUGUCCCAACAACAGAUGUAAAAGCACUCAUAAAUUUUAAGCCACUCCCACGCUCAGGUCGUUAAAACUAUGUCUGAUCCACACAGUACGUCCUGACAUCAAGAACCAAAAAAAGAAAAAAGAAAAACAUUCACCCAAACAUUUUGGAUUCUCAAAAUGUGUCUACUUCUGUGAUCCACGGUGUAUUUUUGUCAGAGGAAAAAAAUAGGAAAAAAAAAUGUACUUGACAGAUUAGGAAAGUUUCACGAAUGUUCUGCCACCGUUGACAUUCAUACCCAGGCUCAGAAAAAGGACACUUGUUAUUUUUCUUUCUAAGGUUUAUUCACAAACAAACAAACAAAAAAACUAACUUCAUUAACAGCAUAGGGGUCACUCAUGGGUUACUUUCACAUUCAGUGUAUCCAAAUCUCUGCUGCUGCUGUUGCUGCUGCUGCUGGCCAUUUAAACAGGUAUAUAUACGUAUAUUAAAUCACACACUUGCCUCUUCUUGCUCAAAAAUGUAUCCUUGCUUACUGUCUUGUACAUUUUUGAGGAGGACAACUGAAUAUGCAAUAGAAAUAACAGAUAAUCUAUCACCAUCACAUAACAAGAUGUGGUUGCUUACAUUUUUUCUUUUAUUUCCUGACCUUUUUUUUAUUUUAUUUUUUCCUCCAAUAUAAGCUAUUUGCAUACAGGAGAUUCAUAUUGAACUUCAGGAAAAGAUACACUUAGUCAGUAAACAGUCCACCCAGACUGCACAAAAAAAGCCUAUUUGAUGUUUGACUACAAGGUGACCAAAGCAAGUCAACAUAAUGUCAGUGUAAACUAAGUAGCUCAUAGAAGACAAAUGUACAGUUCUUUUUUUUUUCCUAAAAAAAAAAAAAACAAGACUUUUUUUUUUACUCUAACAUGAUGGCUUUGGUCAAAUUGUGUAAUACUGUGAAUAGGAUAGGAGUCAGUCUUUUUCACACACAAACUGUUUGUGAAAGUAAUCAACCAGCUUGAAUCUAAAAAGAUUUGCACUACCCAAAUAUUGUUUGAAAAUCUAUUUUGUAUAAAAUAUAUGCAGACAUUAACUUUUGAACUAUCAAGGGCAGAUCAUGUUUCACUGGUGUAUGCUUUCUCUAAGGAAAAAAAAAGCUUUGUUUUGCUUAAAAAAAUCAAAUAUGUACAUAUAAUCCAUUGUAAAGAAAAUGUGGUGUGUUUGUCUCCAAAUAAUAGUUUUUCUAUACCUCUCCUCUGUAUUAUUUCUCCUCUGUAGUGUGAGUCCUGUUGAUCUUUUUCCUCCAUUGAUUAAAGGUCGAACUGUAUGUCUUUGUGUGGUACUUCUCAAAACAAGGAACUGUAAGCUGAUGUUUUGCCAUGAUAUUAACUCGAUGAUUAUGAACAAUGGAAACGGUAAGCUCGAUGUAAGCCACUUUUCAUGAUCACAGCAAGGCACUUGUUCAUCAAAUAAAUGCGCUUUUCCAUU
Molecule: messenger RNA, 6906 nt
Organism: Toxotes jaculatrix (banded archerfish)
Lineage: Eukaryota; Metazoa; Chordata; Actinopteri; Toxotidae
Gene: nr3c1
Product: nuclear receptor subfamily 3, group C, member 1 (glucocorticoid receptor)
Exons: 9
Coding region: 292-2664 (790 amino acids)
Biological process (GO): regulation of DNA-templated transcription; nuclear receptor-mediated glucocorticoid signaling pathway
Cellular component (GO): nucleus
Molecular function (GO): steroid binding; nuclear glucocorticoid receptor activity; sequence-specific DNA binding
Source: RefSeq, a predicted model, not a curated record